Messenger RNA from Medicago truncatula (barrel medic), 3053 nucleotides. RefSeq lists its product as uncharacterized. Gene Ontology annotation, cellular component: nuclear pore. The transcript is spliced from 9 exons. Lineage: Eukaryota; Viridiplantae; Streptophyta; Magnoliopsida; Fabales; Fabaceae. The coding region runs from base 480 to 2612 and encodes 710 amino acids. The record is from RefSeq and is a predicted model, not a curated record.
ACACUCUCUCACUACAAAAAACACAACACAUUACUAAUCCCGAGGAUCUGUCUCUUUUUCUCUGCAACACUUUCCAAUCUAUCAUUUUAACGUACGAUUUACUACUUCAUCAUCAACCCGUGUUUCUUGUGGUUAGUUCCAACGUAACGUGUUUAACUGUUCCCCCACACUCAUUUAUCAUUAUACGGUUACAUUACAACUUGUUUUCUUAUUAGUACAACAACCUCUUCUGUGUUUCGUCCUUUUACUUUACGUGAGUUCUUCUUAUCCUCACACACACACGCGCGCGCUCAAUUUUGUUUCCUUGUUUUCACUGUUUCAAAUGUUGCUUUCGGCUAGUGGAACAUUGCUGUUGAGUCUCUGGAAAAACAGCUGCCCAAGAUUGUUUAUGCACUUUUAUGGUGGUGAAAGCUGAAGCACAAUUCUGAGAAGUUACGGACUUUAGGAGCUUGUCAAGGUCCGAGGAGGCACUUGUCAAGAUGAAAGUUAAUGAAGUGAUUGAUAAUCACUCCACUGAUUUGGAGAAAGAGCAAAAAGAAGGGAAUGAAGAUGUAUACGACACCGACACAACCAAGGAUUCAUUAUCAUCUCAAGGUGAUUCUUUCACAAAUGAAGAUGUUAAAGUAGAGAAAGCUUCAAAAGAUCCUAAAAAUAAGGUUAGAGCGAAUUCUUUAGAAAGCAAUCGUGGAUCAAGGGAGAGAUCUGAUAGAAAAACAAAUAAACUGCAAUCAAAGGUAUCAGGUAGCAAUCAAAAGAAAUCUAUAAACUCAAAUAAAGGUCCUUCAAGAGUAACAAACAAAAAUACUUCAACCAAUACUAAGCCAGUGAAAGUUCCUGCAAAAGUUUCUUCGGAAUCUUCUGAAGGAGUUGAUGAAAAACCUGUUAUAGAGGUUAAGGAAAUUGAAAUUUUGGAUGGAUCUUCUAAUGGCGCUCAAAGUGUAGGAAGUGAAGAUGAAAUUCAUGAAAUUGUUAAUGCUGAAGAAAAUGGUGAAGGCGAGGAUGGUGCGGCUAUGAAAUCAAAAAUUAAAGAAAUGGAAUCACGAAUUGAAAAUCUUGAAGAGGAACUGAGAGAAGUUGCUGCUCUUGAGGUAUCACUUUAUUCUAUUGUACCAGAGCAUGGUAGCUCAGCACAUAAGGUUCACACACCUGCUCGGCGCCUUUCUAGGCUCUAUAUACAUGCUUGUAAGCAUUGGACCCCAAAAAGGAAAGCAACAAUUGCCAAGAAUGCUGUUUCCGGCCUUAUUUUGGUUGCUAAAUCAUGCGGUAAUGAUGUUUCAAGGUUAACUUUCUGGUUGUCAAACACUAUUGUGCUGAGAGAGAUAAUUUCACAAGCAUUUGGGAAUUCAGGUCAAGUCAGUCCCAUUAUGAGGUUGGCUGGGUCAAAUGGGUCUGUCAAGAGGAAUGAUGGGAAGUCUGCAUCACUGAAAUGGAAAGGUAUCCCAAAUGGUAAAUCAGGAAAUGGUUUUAUGCAGACCGGUGAAGAUUGGCAAGAGACCGGAACCUUUACGCUUGCCUUAGAAAGAGUCGAAUCAUGGAUCUUUUCUCGGCUAGUAGAGUCUGUGUGGUGGCAGGCUUUGACUCCUUAUAUGCAAUCUUCGGUUGGGGACUCCUGUUCAAAUAAAUCUGCUGGGAGGCUGCUAGGACCUGCUCUAGGUGAUCACAAUCAAGGAAAUUUUUCCAUCAAUCUUUGGAGAAACGCUUUCCAAGAUGCUUUUCAAAGACUCUGUCCUCUUCGAGCAGGAGGGCACGAGUGUGGUUGUUUGCCUGUGAUGGCAAGAAUGGUCAUGGAACAGUGCAUAGAUAGAUUAGAUGUUGCGAUGUUCAAUGCAAUUCUUCGGGAAUCAGCCUUGGAGAUCCCAACUGAUCCAAUAUCAGAUCCGAUUGUGGAUUCAAAGGUUUUGCCGAUUCCAGCAGGAAACUUAAGCUUUGGAUCUGGUGCACAGCUAAAAAAUUCGGUUGGCAAUUGGUCUAGAUUGCUCACUGAUAUGUUUGGCAUUGAUGCUGAAGAUUGUUCGGAAGAAUAUCCAGAGAACAGUGAGAACGACGAAAGGCGGGGUGGACCUGGUGAACAGAAAUCAUUUGCGCUCCUUAACGACUUGAGUGACCUUCUAAUGCUCCCAAAAGACAUGCUUAUGGAUAGACAAGUCAGCCAGGAGGUAUGUCCAUCCAUUAGUCUUUCAUUGAUUAUACGGGUUCUCUGUAACUUCACUCCGGAUGAGUUCUGUCCUGACGCGGUUCCAGGAGCUGUCUUGGAGGCCUUGAACGGGGAGACUAUUGUGGAGCGAAGAAUGUCAGCGGAGUCCAUUAGAAGCUUCCCUUAUAGCGCGGCUCCAGUUGUGUAUAUGCCUCCCUCGUCAGUCAAUGUGGCAGAGAAAGUUGCAGAGGCAGGAGGAAAGUGUCACCUGACGAGGAAUGUAUCGGCCGUUCAGCGGAGAGGAUAUACAAGCGAUGAAGAACUUGAGGAACUUGAUUCGCCGCUUUCAUCUAUCAUUGAUAAGGUUCCUUCAUCUCCAACGGUUGCUACUAAUGGAAAUGGUAAUCACGAAGAGCAAGGGAGUCAAACCACCACAAAUGCCAGAUAUCAACUACUUCGUGAAGUUUGGUCCAUGUGAUGUGAAUCUUGUGAAACGAAAUGCACAUGUAUACUCUUUACUACAGUAAAAAUGAAUGUCAGGAAUUUAGGAAUGCUGAAUUCAGAAGAUUAAAAAAUAUGGAAUAAACAGACAAGAUAUUUUGGAAUUCUUCAUUACUAGGGAAAAUUAAGGCUCAAUUUCCCUUCCUUUUUUGGGUGUAUAUAAAUAUAAGUCCUUAAGAGUAGCAUUAAAGAAUUCGUUCUGUUUAAUGUUUACCUUCUUCAUGUUUGUUUGAUAAAAGUUCUUUUUGUAAUAUCAAUUUUUUGUAAUCAAAAGAGUGUGUACAAACUUCUUUUACAAGGCAUAAGCAUCGGAAUACGACAUUGGAGGUUUAACUUGAUAGUUCAUCAUCAUCGAUAUAUGCUUAUUAAGGAUGAUGGGUUUAGGAAUUCAUGGCCUUGGUACAUAUUUUAAUCAAAA